AUGGAUGAUAAAGCUCUCUGUCUCAUGCUACUGGAGUAUCUGGUGUCGGAUGAUGAGGACUCAAUGGAUGAUGAUGACGAAGAAGACCAUGCUGUACUCACCGCCUCCGAAUCAAUUGUGUUAUACUCUCAAUCGCUGUACGACAAGACACCAUACCACACUUCUGUGCUGUCAGGCCAAGGCUGGAUCCAAGAGCUGAUCAAUGGACAUGCGGGUAGGAUCAAAAGGCUCACUCUGAAGCAUGUUGGCGAGUGUUUCCAGCGUGCAAAUGACACCCUUUCAAAGUAUUUCAAGGAGAUUUUAUUCGCAUUUUCAUCAGCACCUAUACACACCGACUAUGUACACUUACCCUCUGCCAAUGAUUCCAUUCCACCCGAAAUUCAAAACAACCCAAAGCUAUUUCCAUUUUUUUCAGGUGCUAUCGGCACCAUUGAUGGUACGCACAUUGCAUGUGCCCCAAAGUCGUCUGAGCGCCAUCUGUCAAGAAACAACAAGGAACCGGCUAUUGUGGGAGAGCAAUACUGA
This is a messenger RNA of Serpula lacrymans var. lacrymans S7.9, 525 nucleotides long. RefSeq lists its product as uncharacterized. Bases 1 to 525 code for a protein of 174 amino acids. NCBI's taxonomy places the organism in Eukaryota, Fungi, Basidiomycota, Agaricomycetes, Boletales, Serpulaceae. The record is from RefSeq and is a predicted model, not a curated record. The transcript is spliced from 3 exons.